AUGUCUCGCAAAGCCGCCUCGAGGGAAGGCUCUCGCCGCACAUCACCUUCACGCACAAACUCGGCUCACACUUCUCGUCAGUCAUCGCGAAACGCAAGCAGACAGACUUCAGAUGAUGAGGAUGCAGGGAAUUUGAGUGAUGACACGGCGGUCAGCCUCGCUUCUUUUGACGAUUUGGAGAGUAUUGACACCGAAAAUGAUAACAACAAUUGGGAACAAGAGCUUCUCGAAGUUAUUGAUGAUGUUUUGGAUCGCAAGCGCAGCAGCGCGCUUAGCCGUGAAGAAAAUUAUGCAGCAUACUGUCGCCUCUCCAAGUUUCACUAUGUGGAGGACCUGAUCCGGAGUCGCGUCCCUGACCUUCUAGCCGCCUUUACUCGCAGCAUCAGAACCGAGACCAGUGUUCGAGAGACGACGCUUGCAAUGCGUGCUUUAGAGCUUCUGGCAAUCACCGCGGCAGACAAUACCAUAUUCGAACAUGCGGAGCCGCUACUCACCCGUACCAUUCGAAACUCCUCCGACGUAAUCAAAGCAGCAGCAAUCCAUUGCCUAGGAACAUGCACUAUGUUUGGCGGUGCUGGAGUUGAGGGCAUUGAGGACCAGAUGACGUUCCUUCUGGACAUUGCCGCCUCUGACGGACAAUCCAUCGAUGCGCAAGACGGCGCCGCCGUUUGUGUCACCGCGGCUCUACAAGAAUGGGGUUUCAUGGCGACAGAGAUCAACGACCUCUCAAGCGAAAGCGAAGAGUUCAUUCAAAUAUUCGUCGAUCAACUGAACAGUGGCGACCCGAGUGUACAAAUCGCGGCCGGCGAGAACAUCGCCCUAUUAUACGAGAGAAGCUACUCUCCUCAGGAGAGCUGGUCGGACGAAGGUGAAGAAGAUGACAGCAACGAAGAGGAAAGCCCUGAUACUCGUCCGAAAGAAGAGGUCCUGCGCGACGGCCCCAAGCGGGUCAAACGCUACAAUCCUUACCACGACACACCCGAGCUCGAGCGUCAGCUGCAAUCACUUGCAACAUUCCACAGCAAACGCAUCAACAAACGCGACAAGAGGGAUCUCCGCAAGAGCUUUGCUUCCAUCCGUGAGACUGUCGCAGACCCGCGUCACGGCCCGUUUUAUGACGAGUACCGCGGUAGCAAGCUCACUGUCAAGAUUGGCCAACAGGGCGUCAUGCAUAUUGACCGCUGGGAGAAAUGGGUCCGCCUCAACUCCCUGCGCCGUAUACUCCAGGGUGGAUUUCCUGUCCACUACUUUGAAGGAAACACUGCUGUUCUUGACAGUCUCCCCGUGGUGAUGAUGCGCAGACCUGACUCUUUUUAG
This is a messenger RNA of Aspergillus mulundensis, 1317 nucleotides long. Its product is annotated as IFRD domain-containing protein. The coding region runs from base 1 to 1317 and encodes 438 amino acids. The record is from RefSeq and is a predicted model, not a curated record. NCBI's taxonomy places the organism in Eukaryota, Fungi, Ascomycota, Eurotiomycetes, Eurotiales, Aspergillaceae. The transcript has 3 exons.